UGAGGUAGCCGAAGCGGCGGGCCCCGCGCAGUCCUGCUCCGCGCACGCGCCCCGCGACCUCCCGGUGCUGACAGCGCGAGCGCGCGGCCCCGCGGGAGCAGCACGAAUGUAUGACAACAUGUCCACGAUGGUGUAUAUAAAGGAAGACAAGUUGGAGAAGCUGACACAGGAUGAAAUCAUUUCUAAGACAAAGCAAGUGAUUCAGGGGUUGGAAGCUCUGAAGAAUGAGCACAAUUCCAUUUUACAAAGUUUACUUGAGACACUGAAGUGUUUGAAGAAAGAUGAUGAAAGUAAUCUGGUGGAAGAGAAAUCAAACAUGAUCCGGAAGUCACUGGAAAUGUUGGAGCUUGGCCUGAGUGAGGCACAGGUCAUGAUGGCUUUGUCCAAUCACCUGAACGCUGUUGAGUCCGAGAAGCAGAAACUGCGUGCACAGGUUCGUCGGCUUUGCCAGGAGAACCAGUGGCUUCGGGACGAACUUGCCAAUACGCAACAGAAAUUACAGAAGAGUGAGCAGUCUGUGGCUCAACUGGAGGAGGAAAAGAAGCAUCUGGAGUUCAUGAAUCAGUUAAAAAAAUACGAUGAUGACAUCUCUCCAUCCGAGGACAAAGACACCGAUUCCACCAAAGAGCCUCUGGAUGACCUUUUCCCAAAUGACGAUGAUGAUCCCGGUCAAGGAAUUCAGCAGCAGCACAGCAGUGCAGCGGCGGCCGCGCAGCAGGGCGGCUACGAGAUCCCGGCGCGGCUGCGCACUCUCCACAACCUGGUCAUCCAGUACGCCUCUCAGGGGCGCUAUGAGGUGGCCGUGCCGCUCUGCAAGCAGGCCCUGGAGGACCUGGAGAAGACUUCCGGCCACGACCACCCGGAUGUGGCCACCAUGCUGAACAUCCUGGCUUUGGUGUACAGAGACCAGAAUAAAUACAAAGAUGCCGCUAAUCUACUGAACGAUGCCUUGGCCAUCCGUGAGAAAACUUUGGGCAAAGAUCAUCCCGCGGUGGCAGCAACUCUGAAUAACCUCGCAGUUCUUUACGGCAAAAGAGGGAAGUACAAAGAGGCCGAACCGCUGUGUAAAAGAGCUCUGGAGAUCAGAGAAAAGGUUUUGGGAAAGGAUCACCCCGAUGUUGCCAAGCAGUUAAAUAACUUGGCCUUACUGUGCCAGAAUCAGGGCAAGUACGAGGAAGUAGAAUAUUAUUAUCAAAGAGCCCUCGAGAUCUACCAAACAAAACUGGGGCCCGAUGACCCCAAUGUGGCCAAAACGAAAAAUAACCUGGCAUCCUGCUACCUGAAGCAAGGAAAAUUCAAGCAAGCAGAAACACUGUACAAAGAGAUUCUCACUCGUGCACACGAAAGGGAGUUUGGUUCUGUCGAUGAUGAAAAUAAACCCAUUUGGAUGCACGCUGAAGAAAGAGAAGAAUGCAAAGGAAAGCAAAAGGACGGGACCUCUUUUGGAGAGUAUGGCGGCUGGUACAAAGCCUGCAAAGUUGAUAGUCCAACUGUUACAACUACUUUGAAAAACCUUGGGGCACUUUACAGACGUCAGGGCAAAUUUGAAGCUGCAGAAACAUUGGAAGAAGCAGCCAUGAGGUCCCGUAAACAGGGUCUUGACAAUGUUCACAAACAGAGAGUAGCUGAAGUGCUGAAUGACCCUGAGAACAUGGAGAAGCGCAGGAGCCGGGAGAGCCUGAACGUGGACGUGGUCAAGUACGAGAGCGGCCCUGAUGGAGGGGAGGAAGUGAGUAUGAGCGUAGAGUGGAACGGGGCCUAGCUGCCUCAUGUGACGUUCACACUGUCUCCUGCAUGACGGGCGGCUCCUCCUCCGGCUUUUACUUCUCUCUCCAGUGCUGACUGCUGUGCUUAGCGAUCCCCUAGGAUUCUUGUCAGAGCGCCACCUCUCUGUGACUGGCCAUUCCUUUCGGUGCUGCUGUCCUUUUUGGGGGGUUCCUUAUCUCUGUAUACAUGUAGCUCUGCCAGAUAUGUACCUAGUAAUAUAAACUGUGUUAAUAAAAACCAUUUACUGUGUGAUACAUGAGUUUAAGAAUUAAGAGCGAUUAGUUCACUUUGAUCAAAGGUAGUUAGAAGUCUCCCGCAGGUGUUAAUGCUGUGGCAUGACCGUGACCAUUGAACUAGCUAGGCUGUAGGGGUAGGGCAUGUGCUGCUCCCGUUGUCCUCUGAGACCCGGCGGGGUCACCCGCACCCCGGGCUCUCCCCUUAGGAUCUCACUCCAGUAGCGUUUGCUGUGUAGUCUCUGUGACAUUUUGGCAAUUUUGCUUUUCUCCACUAAUCUUUAAGUGUUCGGUGAUUUGUGUAUUUGUGUCUUUCUAACUUCUAAUAAACUCACUCCAACUGACCCGUGUCUUGGUGUCUGUCUGCCUAGUAGAACUUCUCACUCUUUCCAUGGAAUGCGGCAUUGCGUAGCUUCUUGAAGGAAUGGGGCUACUGUUAAUCUCACUAAGUGAUUCAUUCUGAGAAUAGAAGUUGCUUAUAGACACA
Messenger RNA from Odobenus rosmarus divergens (Pacific walrus), 2487 nucleotides. RefSeq names its product kinesin light chain 1 (gene KLC1). Gene Ontology annotation, biological process: axo-dendritic transport. Gene Ontology annotation, molecular function: kinesin binding. Lineage: Eukaryota; Metazoa; Chordata; Mammalia; Carnivora; Odobenidae. The transcript has 14 exons. The coding region runs from base 107 to 1762 and encodes 551 amino acids. The record is from RefSeq and is a predicted model, not a curated record. Gene Ontology annotation, cellular component: membrane-bounded organelle; cytoplasm; kinesin complex.